AGCAGCUACAGGCGCAUAGAAAAGUAUGCCUCACAAUUUCAGUUAUUACAGUUUAAGCAGCACUGAGCUGGUUCUUUUUUUUUGCAAAUGUAGCGAUAAGAGCAAGCCCAGCGACUAAACGUAAACAAACAAACCAUGAAUCAAUGUCAUAUUAACCAAUAAGCCCUAUGCCUUGAACCUUAACAGCAUUUUGCAGUACUACGUUGCCCACUAACCAAAACAGACAUGAAAAUCGUAUUCAUAACUUUGCUGCUGUCGCAGUUACUGACUUUGCAGCACGCGCAAGAACCGCGCAGCCUGAACAGCCUGACAGUCUAUUUGGAGAGCCACGAUCUGGCUGGAGUGGGCAAUACGAAAAAGUGUUUUGCCAGCUAUCUGCCGCAGCUGGAGCAAGUGGGCGCCAACUGGUCAACGGCGUACAGUGGCUGCCAGCGGCAAGCGGACACAGUGCGUGACACUGUGCUGAGCAAGCUGGGUGGCGAGCAAAAUCUGAUGCGGGAGGCGGCAUUGCGCAUAGACAGCUACAUAGACAGCUGCCUGAGAAUAACGAAUGUCCUGGACUAUUUCAAUUGUUUCGCCAAGUUGUCGAAGCAGCAGUUGGCCACGAUGUAUGCCAUAUCGUUCAAUGCCUCGGAAAAUGCGCUCAGUCUCACACAGCAGCUGAAUGGCAUCGAUGUGAAUCGCUAUCUCUGCACGAAUCGCACCGAGGAGAGCUAUGUCCUGGGCACAGCGCGCAUAUUCGAUGCACUCGACAAAUGCCUGCAGCUGGCGGCGAAUUCGGCUAAAACCACAGAUUAAAGUCUUUCAAAUGCUUUACUAAAUAUCUAAA
Molecule: messenger RNA, 829 nt
Organism: Drosophila virilis
Lineage: Eukaryota; Metazoa; Arthropoda; Insecta; Diptera; Drosophilidae
Source: RefSeq, a predicted model, not a curated record